Arabidopsis arenosa is the source of this 521-nucleotide messenger RNA. NCBI's taxonomy places the organism in Eukaryota, Viridiplantae, Streptophyta, Magnoliopsida, Brassicales, Brassicaceae. The record is from the annotation of a GenBank genome assembly.
ACAAAUUACAUCUACCAUUUAAGGAAGGUGAGAGAGAGUGCAUAGUCGUGUUUGUCAAUGGCGAUCAAAGCGGGAAAGGUUUUGAGAACGGCGACUGCGGCGGCGAGGAAGUUCCAACAGAAACAGUUCUCAGCCACAUCUUCGGCACCGGUGUCUCCAUCUUCCGGUGUAGGAUCAUUUCUGGGUAUUCCCAAGAUUCGUCGCUCGGAAUCCGAUUUAUUAAUCUCCAAGUACAUCAGACUUGCUCAGGGUCGGUUGACGAAGAAGGGUGAUUUCACAGAGGAGAAGCUUACGAAAAUGUUGUCUGGUGAAGACAGGGUAGGGAUCGGUGAGACCAUGAAGUUACUCGAGGGUCGCAAAACUGGAGUAGAAUCUUCUAAAAAACCAAACACCGCUCGAUCCAAGAAGUAAUUCCUCUGUUUCCAUCAUCAAGCUUUUGCAUUUCUAAUUUGUUUUUUUUUGUUGGAUUUCUUCAACAAUUAGUUGUUGUAUGAAUCACAAUAUAAAUCCAGAAGAUCAAA